This is a messenger RNA of Paramecium octaurelia, 295 nucleotides long. NCBI's taxonomy places the organism in Eukaryota, Ciliophora, Oligohymenophorea, Peniculida, Parameciidae. The record is from the annotation of a GenBank genome assembly.
GAUUUCUGAAAAUGUUUGUUACAAACUCGCCUAAAGCACCUGCUAUCAUAUGUGAACAACCAUAUUUUUUUGAUGUAUCAUAAGUGGAGAAGAAUAUGAAUGCUGAUGGAAAGGAGACUGUUAUUUAUGAUAAAAGCUUCAAAUAAUAGAUAAGAUGGCUAUACUCCUUUAUAUUUAUUUACUUUGGCUGCUGUUUUGAAAUAAUCAACUUUAUUAUUGGAUGCCUAGAUUCUGGUCUUUAUUGUUUCAAUAGGAAAAAAGAUAAAAUCUGUAAUGAUUCCUGCUGAGCCUCCUG